GCUUUGUUUCGCAGGGCAUCCCGCGCUGAGAUUUGUUAUCGGCGGUCUGGGGUAAGAUUCUCUUAUAGCAGGUUCUUGCCAGUUUGACAUUUGUUUCUUCAACCCUCCUUCGAUACCCUUCCAUCAAUUGCUUUCUCCCAAUUUGCCAUUACGUAGUCAGAAACAAUGUUGCGCUGGUACCAGUCCAAGCUCGCAAGGCAGCCUAUCCUCACAACCAGUAUUAGCAGUGCUGUACUUUUUGCUACCGGCGAUGUUCUAGCCCAGCAGGCAGUCGAUCGCAAGGGCCUUGAGAAGCAUGACUUUGCAAGAACAGGGCGCAUGGCUUUCUACGGUGGUGCGAUAUUCGGGCCGGCCGCCACGGUUUGGUUUAGUUUCUUGCAACGCAAUGUCGUAUUCAAGAGUAACAAAGCUACAAUCGCCGCGCGUGUGGCUGCUGACCAAGGUCUCUUUGGUCCACUCAACAUUUCCUGCUUCCUGACAUCAAUGGCCGUCAUGGAGGGCGUUGAUCCCAUCGAGAAGUGGAAGUCGAGCUUCCUCCCGGUCUACAAGGCUAAUUUGACGGUCUGGCCUAUGGUCCAGACCAUUAACUUCGCAUUUGUGCCCCUGGAAUACCGAGUGCUUUUGGUGAACUUUAUCAGCUUGGGCUGGAACUGCUUCCUAAGCUUGAUUAGUAGCGGCGACAAAUAGUUUGGUUGCUUCUCUUCUGGAGGACUGUGUUUAAAGAUACCCGAUGUCACACGACUGAUACACCUCGGUUUGGCUGCAGACAUGCCCUCACACCUUUCCCUUCAUUCUCAAUCCACUUACCACCUACUUUUUCACUAUUCACUUGACAACAAAAUGCUCACCGAUAGAGGGUUGUUCCGGGUGUACCAAAUAGAUCCUUUGUGGAAAGCGUGCAUAUGUUGAUAGAUUUCAGCGGCAGGAAUGCGGGACUACGGCUUUAGAUUAGGCAUUUCACUUAGAAAUAUUAAUUAUCCAUUCUUCCUAUUCUC
Aspergillus versicolor CBS 583.65 is the source of this 995-nucleotide messenger RNA. RefSeq names its product Mpv17/PMP22 family protein. Gene Ontology annotation, cellular component: membrane; mitochondrion; cytoplasm. Bases 166 to 687 code for a protein of 173 amino acids. The record is from RefSeq and is a predicted model, not a curated record. NCBI's taxonomy places the organism in Eukaryota, Fungi, Ascomycota, Eurotiomycetes, Eurotiales, Aspergillaceae. The transcript is spliced from 5 exons.